Messenger RNA from Glycine soja, 2075 nucleotides. RefSeq names its product probable serine/threonine-protein kinase At1g01540. Gene Ontology annotation, biological process: protein phosphorylation. Gene Ontology annotation, molecular function: protein kinase activity; ATP binding. The coding region runs from base 124 to 1635 and encodes 503 amino acids. The transcript is spliced from 7 exons. Lineage: Eukaryota; Viridiplantae; Streptophyta; Magnoliopsida; Fabales; Fabaceae. The record is from RefSeq and is a predicted model, not a curated record.
ACUGAGAAAUGUGAGAGACAGAGAGGUAGCAUUGGAGUGACAGCAGUGCAAUAUCCUGGGUUCCCAGCGGGUCCCACCAUGCUAGCUGCCACUCCUUCUUCAUAGCUUCAGAAGUUGAGUGGAAUGAAUAGUUCCACCAGUGCCGCUGCAGCAAUGAACGACCAGCUCUCCAACCCCACCUCCAUCUUCGGCCUCCGCCUAUGGGUGGUUCUCGGCGUCUGCGUUGGCGCCGCCAUCGUCCUCAUCCUCUUCCUCAUCUCCGUCUGGUUAGCCUUCAAGCGCUCCAAAACCAACCCCGUUUCCAUCCCCGACGUCUCCAAGGAGAUCCAAGAAAUCAGGCUCGACCACGCGCCCAACCUCAACCCCACUCUCCAACCCGAACCUCCUUUAUCCGAACCUGACCCCGUUCCUCCCACCGAAGAGGAAACCACCCCCCUCGGCUACCACCGAAUCCAGUUCGAGAUUGGCAAGAACCACCGAAUCUCUUACCCCGAACGUCCCUUGGUUCGCUCCAGCUCCAAUGACCCCAGCAGCUGCGAGGUUCAGGUUCCCACCGUCAUUCCAGAAGUUUCUCACUUAGGUUGGGGCCACUGGUACACUCUCAGGGAGCUUGAAGAUUCCACUAACGCCUUCGCCCCUGAGAAUGUUAUUGGCGAAGGUGGAUACGGAAUUGUUUAUCACGGUAUCCUCAACGACAAUACUAAUGUUGCUAUUAAAAAUUUGCUCAAUAAUAGGGGCCAAGCUGAGAAGGAGUUCAAGGUUGAAGUGGAAGCUAUAGGACGUGUUCGCCACAAGAAUUUAGUCAGGUUGCUUGGUUAUUGUGCUGAAGGAGCUCAUAGAAUGCUUGUUUAUGAGUACGUUGACAAUGGUAAUUUAGAGCAGUGGCUGCAUGGGGAUGUUGGGCCUUGCAGUCCUCUAACUUGGGAAAUUCGAAUGAACAUUAUUCUGGGAACGGCUAAAGGGUUAACUUAUCUUCAUGAGGGGUUGGAACCAAAAGUUGUUCACCGUGAUAUUAAAUCAAGCAACAUUUUGCUUAGUAAGCAGUGGAAUGCGAAGGUGUCAGACUUUGGACUCGCCAAACUCCUUGGCUCCGACAACAGCUAUAUUACAACCCGUGUCAUGGGUACAUUUGGAUAUGUUGCUCCUGAAUACGCAAGUACUGGCAUGUUGAAUGAACGGAGUGAUGUUUAUAGUUUUGGAAUUCUAAUUAUGGAACUAAUUACAGGAAGGAAUCCAGUUGAUUAUAGUCGGCCUCCAGAAGAGGUGAAUUUAGUAGACUGGCUCAAGAAGAUGGUUAGCAACAGAAAUCCAGAGGGGGUGCUGGAUCCCAAGCUUCCUGAGAAACCAACCUCAAGGGCACUAAAACGAGCCCUUCUUGUAGCCUUACGCUGCACUGAUCCUAAUGCACAAAAACGACCUAAAAUGGGGCAUGUGAUACACAUGCUUGAAGCCGAAGAUUCCCCUUACAAAGAGGAUCGCAGAGCUAAAAGGGAUGCAGGACAUUCACCUAAUGAUAGAGUAGGGGAUGGGUUGAAAGAGGAGGUAACUGUGUCUGUGUCAGUUGAUGAUGGUAAGCUUGAAAAUGGGGUGUGUGCCAAUGAGACAAGAUCGAACCUUCAAAUAGAAAAGCAAUAAAUUUGCAUAGCUGGUCUCUUUAAUGGCCAAAAAAAUUGUGGCUCCCUUCACAACCUGUCAUUGCUAAUGGCCAAACAAUUUGCAUCCAUCGGGCAUAACAUACUUGAUACUUUGCUCUACAUUGUUUGUGCCUUCUAUACAUCAGAGCCUAUAUACUCUCAUAACCCACACAUCGAUAUUUCUCCGCAUUCUGUCUGUCCCGUGCCUUUUUCUAAGGGAUGAUUGUAGCCAGAGGUUGCUCAUGUAAAUUUUAGCCAUAUUGUUCGAUUCGCCCAAUAAAAGUUUAUUAUGCAUCGUUGGAUAUCAUGCUUUGAUCUGCUUUGAACACUGUUUGAUCAAAACAUACUGCAUCGUCAAUGUUGCAAUGACAAGCACCUAAAAAGUGGAGUUGAGGUGGACAAUCAUAUUAAAUGCUAAUACCACAUGCUAGUUUUUGGUUU